Molecule: messenger RNA, 921 nt
Organism: Anas platyrhynchos (mallard)
Lineage: Eukaryota; Metazoa; Chordata; Aves; Anseriformes; Anatidae
Source: RefSeq, a predicted model, not a curated record
GACCUGGGCUGCAUCUCCACCACUCUGCCCAAAGCCAUGGCCAAUUUCCUCUGGGACACCAGGGCCAUCUCCUAUCAAGGCUGUGCUGCUCAGGUCUUCUUUUUCUUCUUCUUGGUUGGAGCAGAGUAUUCCCUUCUCACCAUCAUGGCCUACGACCGCUACAUUGCCAUCUGCAAGCCCCUGCACUACGGGAGCCUCCUGGGCAGCAGAGCUUGUGCCCGGAUGGCAGCAGCUGCCUGGGGCACUGGAUUUCUCACUGCUGUCCUGCACACGACCAACACAUUUUCCCUUCCUCUCUGUCAAGGCAAUGCUGUGGACCAGUUUUUCUGUGAAGUCCCCCAGAUCCUCAAGCUCUCCUGCUCAGAUACCUACCUGAGGGAAGUUGGGGCACUUGUGUUUAGUAUUUCUUUAGCCUUUGGUUGUUUUGUUUUCAUUGUGGUGUCUUAUGUGGAGAUCUUCAGGGCAGUGCUGAGAAUGCCCUCUGAGCAGGGCCAACACAAGGCCUUCUCCACGUGCCUCCCUCACCUGGCCGUGGUCUCCCUGUUUGUCAGCACUGGCGUAUUUGCCUACCUGAAGCCCCCCUCCAUCUCUUCCCCAUCCCUGGACCUGGUGGUAGCUGCUCUAUACUCACUGUUGCCUCCAGCACUGAAUCCCCUCAUUUACAGCAUGAGGAACCAGCAGCUCAAACAUGCUGUGGGGGAGUCUGAAAAUCCCAAGGUGGUCUGUGAGGGAUCAUGGGCUGCACCAAGAGCUCUCUUUAUAGUAGCACUUGCCAAAGUAGGCAACUGGAUUCGUCUCUAUGGGACUACGCCCCCUGCAGAGGGGCUGAUGGCCGAUGCCAGAGGAAUCUGGAGCUGCCAGGAGAAGUCAGAAGAUCUGCAGGAACAAGGUGCUCACUGGGCAGUGAUUAGAACCUCAUAA